GUGCUUUUUUUGUGUAUUUUCUUGUGAUUUGAUUGAACUUUGCUCUAGUACUGUUUCCUUGAGUUUCUUUAAAGGCGCUUUUAAAUAGAACAGAUUGUUAUUACUCGUGCAGCAAACUGUGUGCGGCUUUGACCUCCUCCGGGCUAACGGACACUCAUACGUGUGCGACGUGAACGGCUUUAGCUUCGUGAAGAACUCCAUGAAAUACUACGACGACUGUGCCAAGAUCCUGGGGAACAUUGUGAUGCGCGAGCUGGCUCCUCAGUUUCAGAUACCCUGGUCCAUCCCGACCGAGGCAGAAGACAUCCCCAUUGUUCCCACAACUUCAGGGACCAUGAUGGAGCUGCGCUGCGUCAUCGCCGUCAUUCGACAUGGAGACAGAACUCCCAAGCAGAAGAUGAAGAUGGAAGUCCGCAACCCCAUGUUCUUUGAUCUCUUUGACAAGUACGGAGGAUACAAGUCUGGGAAAUUAAAGCUGAAAAAGCCAAAGCAACUGCAGGAGGUGCUGGACAUCACCCGCCAGCUGCUGGCAGAGCUCGGUCAAGACAAUGACUGUGAGAUUGAAGAGAAAAAGUCCAAACUGGAGCAGCUGAAGACUGUUCUGGAAAUGUAAGAGUGCUGGGAUGCACACUCAUCUAGCAACUUUCCUCUGUGCAACAAUAGAGCAGUUUACUGAAGGACUGGAAAAUUAUCUUGUUUAUAAAAAAAAAAAAAAAAUCACUUUACCCAGGAGUAAA
Molecule: messenger RNA, 737 nt
Organism: Oryzias melastigma (Indian medaka)
Lineage: Eukaryota; Metazoa; Chordata; Actinopteri; Beloniformes; Adrianichthyidae
Product: inositol hexakisphosphate and diphosphoinositol-pentakisphosphate kinase 2-like
Exons: 5
Coding region: 200-613 (137 amino acids)
Biological process (GO): inositol metabolic process; inositol phosphate biosynthetic process
Cellular component (GO): cytosol
Molecular function (GO): inositol hexakisphosphate kinase activity; diphosphoinositol pentakisphosphate kinase activity; 5-diphosphoinositol pentakisphosphate 1-kinase activity
Source: RefSeq, a predicted model, not a curated record